Molecule: messenger RNA, 3139 nt
Organism: Sphaeramia orbicularis (orbiculate cardinalfish)
Lineage: Eukaryota; Metazoa; Chordata; Actinopteri; Kurtiformes; Apogonidae
Product: E3 ubiquitin-protein ligase RNF220-like
Exons: 11
Coding region: 196-1335 (379 amino acids)
Biological process (GO): protein ubiquitination
Molecular function (GO): metal ion binding; ubiquitin protein ligase activity
Source: RefSeq, a predicted model, not a curated record
AAAACAAGCCAACAUGGCGCCGGACAUGAGUGGUUUUUGCCGAUACGGGCGCCACUUUCAAUCCUUUUCCAUCCAUACAAAAAUGUAGAUACAAGCUAGUGUUUGCAGUUAUGUUCGAUAUCCGGAGGCGCAUUAUUUCAAUGUGCGGCAGAGAGUUUUGCUGUUGAAGCAGCAGUGAGUGAAAGUCAAAGUGUUAUGGAGGAAGUCGAAAACAAGAGAGAAACAUUUUUACGGGUCCGGGCAAACAGACAAACAAGAUUGAAUGCCCGUAUAGGAAAGAUGAAGAGGAGGAAGCCUGAGGAGGGGGGCCAGGUAUGUCCGCUGUGCAGCGCCCCAUUGGCUGGGAGCGAGGAGGAGAUGAGUAGACAUGUGGAACAAUGCCUGAUCCAGCGUGAGGGCGCAUUAGGCGAUGACGACUCCGCAGACAUGGAUGGCGAGAAUGGGCGGGGCUUUGAAGAGUACGAGUGGGCGGGGCAGAAGAGGAUCAGAGCUACAGCCUUACUGGAGGGAGGCUUCAGAGGAACAGGCUUUGCCACGUGUAGUAUCAAAGAGAGCGCAGCCGACAGCGACGCCGACCUAGACGUGGACGGAGACGACACCUUAGAGUAUGGAAAGGCCCAGUACACCGAGGCUGACAUCAUCCCCUGCUCUGGCGCCGGAGAGGACCAAGGAGAGGCCAGGGAGAGGGAGGCGCUACGGGGAGCCGUGCUCAACGGUGGAAUGCCCUCCAAUAGAAUAACACCAGAGUUCUCCAAAUGGGCCAGUGAUGAAAUGCCUUCAACAAGCAACGGAGAGAGCAGCAAGACAGACCCCAGUACCCCCUCUUCCUCCUCCUCUUCCUCCUGUGUCCCUCGUACCUGUAAAAACAGCGAGAUCGAAAAGGUAACAGAGGAGGAGUCCACGGCUACCACUAUGGAGGCUCUGAAGGCUCGAAUCCGAGAGCUGGAGAAGCAGAUACUGCGAGGAGACAGAUACAAGUGUCUGAUCUGCAUGAGAAAACCUGCUAUCCAGUCAGGUGCGGAGAUCAAGAGCCUAGGGGUGUGGCCAGGGCCCCGGCCACUGGCCAAUGAGGUCGGAGAGAGGCAGCCUAAGUCCCUCCCCCUCGGCCUGUACUGCCUGUACAGGGGCCUUGUGAUUGGUGGCUACGGCAGCGGCAUAAAGAGGCUCCUCCCACAGCCCCUACGGAGGGACUCCUACACGAUGCCGCUCACCUCCAUCCAGUGCUGGCACGUCCAUUGUGAAGAAUGCUGGCUCAGGACUCUGGGGAACAAGAAGCUCUGCCCACAGUGCAACACCAUCACCUCACCUGGCGACCUGAGGCGCGUCUAUUUGUAAAGAGCACACCCCCGCCUUCCGGUCCUUCUGAUCCAUUCCGCCUUCCAUCUUGGAUUUCACCACCCUUCCAGUCGAUCUUCAUUUGUUUGACCCCCCCCCCCACCUCCCACCUUCCACCCCCAACCCCCCUUCUACCCGGCCUGCGUUGGUUGCUGAAGACCCCCUCAGGAGCACACAGAGACAGGACGGCCGUCUUUGAGACUCCGCCGGCUCUUUAAGGACGUUGAAACCGGCUUGAAUGACUGACUGGUGGUAGCUACUGACUCUGCCCGACUCGCUGCCUGGCAACCACCACCAACUAAAAAAACAACAAAAAAAAAAGACAACUCUCAGACGUGCAAUCCAACUGGUGGAGGGCCUUGUUCCCUCUGGGCUCCAUUUACAUGAACGGUAUCACCCGCUGAAAGACUGAUAGCGAAUGGAGAUCUUGAUACCUAACGAUCCCAAACCCCGGCUGAAACCUCCACACGGUCAUCUCUCGCUUUUCCAAAUAGCUUCACUCUGCUGGAGCUGGACUUAACGGAACUUAAUCUGGAAUCUAAAAAAAAACUCUUUUUCUUCGCCUCUAGCUCCUCUUCGAUAUGUCAGUGGUGCUGGACCGCGGACUAGUAACUUGACAGAAAGCCUUUUUGUUUGUUUUUUUUUUUUCGAGAAACUCUUCAAAUCUUCGCCUCUGUUGCUUCAAAGAAUUUACAAAGGGCCUUCCCGUUCUAAAGAAAAAGAAAAAAGACUGACGAUAACCUCACAACCUUGAACAGGAGUUUGACACUCCUCCUUCUAUCCACCUCUUCUUCCUACAACCCCUUUCCUCCCCUCUUUUCCCCCAUAUUUUGUGGUGUUCUAGUGAAGUAAACCAAAUUUUUUUCCCCUCUGAAAUGCAGUGCAAGCACAUGUAAUAUAGUUCUAUGUAUGUUUACAAUGUUGGGUGUAAAUGACAUAGAGUUCACACACACACACACACAAAAAACACACACAUUCAGACGUAAAUGCAUACGCACAUGUCGCCAUCAUCAGACACACACAGAAGUAUAUAAUAUCAGAGUCCAGUUUUGAGUUGGAAGGGUAUGGGAAAGAUGUUUGGGGGGAAAAAAAUGGCUGGAAGAAUAAUAAGAAAAAAAAGAAGCCUUCUGUAUUUUUAAAAAAAAAAGAUAAUUUGAAGAUCCAUCUAAGUUUUAUUUCACUGUACAGGAAUAUAAAAAAAGUAAUGACCUACUCAAAUAGAUGGUGACGAUUUAGGUGGAGUACUUUUUCUGCCGAGUAUCCUAAAGAGCUGUAGUUCAGAACAUGAAGCAAGGAAAAGUCUUUGAUUCUUUUUUUGUUGACUAGAAAGAUUCCUAUCGCCCAAGAUUUAUCGCAAAACAAGCAGAAUGAUGGAACUGCUCAUUAGUUGCAACAAAAUCCAACUGAGCCUUUUCUUUUAACCUCCAUUUCUGCUUCCUCUCUGUUGGAGAAUCAGAUCAUAGUCUAGAUGCUUUUGUUUUACCCCUACAUGUCUCAAGAGAAAACUUUCUCCAUAGUUCUUAUACUGCAAAUGCUGCAAAAUCGUCCUAAAAUGGCAACCCGAAGGGCAGCUUCUUUCUAGCUAAAAAUGGAUGAGGGAAGUCUCUGGUAAAGAAGGAUGGCCAAAGCUGAACUGGCAACCUCCAGACCUGCAGAAUUUCCCCAGUUUUCCUCUUAUGACAACAGCAGCAGCAGCAGCCAAGGUGGUGGUGUGCUUUGUGUUUGUAAAAUUGUAUUCUGUGACGUCUGUAUUGUUGUAAGAAAUGCUGAAAAAAAAUGAAAAAAUAAAACUUCUCAAAUACCA